UUACAGGAAAUAUACACAUAUAUAUUAURUUAUAUUAAUAUAUUAUUUACAUUGGUUUUGUAGGUAGUAGAUAAAAUAAUAUUAUGUGUACGACAUUGUUAACGUUAUCUUACAUUAUCAGUUUCCUAAAGUAUGUAUAAAACGGUAUAAAAUACUCAGUGAACGUUUUGACCACGAGUCAAUUGUACCUACUGUUUUUUUUUUUAUAUAUAUAUAUAUUAUUUUCAACAAAAUUGUUUGAAGAUGAAACGAUUUAUUUCCAUAAUUUGGGUAUUCAUCUGCACUAUGGCUGUGUUYCAAAAUGGUGGUGUAUACGCAGGUAAAUGCAUUCUUUGUAAAUUUGGAUCCAUCUUAACAACACCAGUAAAUGUAUCGGUUGCAACAAAAUCAAACAAUGAUAAACUCAAGACGCGCCAUACGAUGACGAUAUCAUUACAAAACUCGAUUUUAGUAAAAACUAGCUUGGACCAUCAUCAUAUUGCUGAAAAUGGAUUUUCGUCAUCCAUAAACACUGUCGAAGAUUUGGUAAAGUUUUGUUCACAGACUUCAUUGGCUGAAUUGUCGCCGGACCACAAAGUAUCGCUCAUUGCGACCAUUACGUCUGUGUACGGUAGUAUGAUGGACCCACCGCCACCCGCCAUAGUCACUUACUUGGUCGGCAUGUUUGCUUGUACUCCAAAAUUGUUCAACACGCUUUCUCAACCGUGCCUAAACUCAGCACUGUCGAUACUGUCGGUUAACCGUUGCGCACUUUGCGAGGUGCCGUCCAAGGACAGGGUCCUGUUCUUGAACGGAUUGCUGUCGCUGUCCGCGGGMGCCCUGAACAGUAUCCCGAGGGGCAGUUUCAUMUCCAUAUUAGGAAUCGUUUCCUCUCCUGAGUUUUUCGUGGAUUUACCACAUCCGUCUGCUAUAAAUUUGAUUACCGCGCUAUCCAUGUCGAAGCCAACGUUCAACUGUUUGCCCAUACCGACUUUACUGUCGUUUCUGACGUUCGUGAGCUGUAAAUCAGAAUUGUUGGUCACGGUGAGCCCGUCCACUGUUUUCGGUUUUCUGGACGGCCUGUUGGAAACGCUUGACGAAUCUUCGCCUUUUCUGGUGAACACGAUACCGACUCCGGUACUAGUCGGCAUCCUUAGCCCCCUAAUGACUUCGCGCAUGUUAAGCGUGAUGCCGAUCAGUACUUUUGAUUUGCUGUGUUCUGUCUUCGGUUCGUCACAGGCGUUAACGAAAGGAUUGCCCGUUACACAUUUCACAUCGAUGUUUAAUGUUUUAAUACCUUCACCGAAAAUAUUGAGUUCAUUAAAUCCCAAUAAUUUUGCGAAAAUGUUAUCCACAGUGGUGACGUGUCCAUCUGUAUUGGACAAUUUUCCUUCGACUUUAAGGCACCAACUGUUUGACUCAAUAACAGUUUACUUACCGAAUUCUUUAGCUUGUAUACCUUCAAACGAUUAUUCAUUAUUGUUCGGGGAUAUCAAUUAAAAAAUA
Molecule: messenger RNA, 1485 nt
Organism: Diuraphis noxia (Russian wheat aphid)
Lineage: Eukaryota; Metazoa; Arthropoda; Insecta; Hemiptera; Aphididae
Source: RefSeq, a predicted model, not a curated record